Eutrema salsugineum is the source of this 834-nucleotide messenger RNA. RefSeq names its product glutathione S-transferase T3-like. The transcript has a single exon. NCBI's taxonomy places the organism in Eukaryota, Viridiplantae, Streptophyta, Magnoliopsida, Brassicales, Brassicaceae. Bases 1 to 834 code for a protein of 277 amino acids. The record is from RefSeq and is a predicted model, not a curated record.
AUGGAUCCAUAUCCAUUAUCGCAACUUUCUAACUUUAUUGACUUAUUAACAAGUCAACAUGAGCCAUCAUUGAAUGAUGGUUUCUUGUCUGUCGACCACGUUCCCGUAUUCGGCACACAGGUUUCGCAAGCCACAAAGAACGCGGAAACUACUGCUCAGCGAGUUGAUAGACGGACUUGGGCCCCCAAUGAGGAUGUGCUACUAAUCAGUGCUUGGCUUAACACAAGCAAAGACCCUGUCGUGGCCAACGAGCAGAAAUCUGGAACUUUUUGGAAGCGGAUCGCUAUAUAUUACGCAGAGUUUAGGGAACCUUCGAUGGGUGCACCACGCGAGGCUGGCCAAUGCAAGCAAUGGUGGCACAAGAUCAACGAUCUUGUGUGCAAGUUCUGUGGAGCGUAUGAUGCAGCAACGAGGGAUAAGACUAGUGGAAUGAAUGAGAACGAUGUCAUUAAGAUGGCACACCAAAUCUACUUCAAUGAUCAGAAGAAAAAGUUUAACUUGGAGCAUGCGUGGAAGGAGUUGCGAAACGACCAUAAGUGGGCUGAAAUGUCGACAACCAAAACGGAUCCGUCCAAAAAAAGAAGGACUGAUAUCGGUCAGGGUAGCUGCCGACCACCUGGAGUAAAGGCGGCGAAAGCUAAAGGGAAGAAAGCUACGGUGGACGGGAAGUCUUGUGCUGAGUUUGAGGGCAUGUGGGUUUUUAGGGAGAAAGAGAUGGCCAUCAAAGAAAGACUCUCCAAGAUGGCUCUUCUUGAAAGUCUGGUUGCCUGGAAAGAGACGCUAGCUGAUUACGAGGAAGACCUAAAGAAGACGCUUAUAAAGCAGCUUUUCUAG